This is a messenger RNA of Lytechinus variegatus (green sea urchin), 5207 nucleotides long. RefSeq names its product cytosolic carboxypeptidase-like protein 5. The transcript has 17 exons. Bases 223 to 3822 code for a protein of 1199 amino acids. NCBI's taxonomy places the organism in Eukaryota, Metazoa, Echinodermata, Echinoidea, Temnopleuroida, Toxopneustidae. Gene Ontology annotation, molecular function: metallocarboxypeptidase activity; zinc ion binding. Gene Ontology annotation, biological process: protein deglutamylation; proteolysis. The record is from RefSeq and is a predicted model, not a curated record.
AACGCCUAGAAAUAUCACGUGACAGGUUGCUACCCAAAAUUGUUUGAAACCGGUGCAGGGUUGAUGUUCGAAAUCGUUGCAUCUCUCUUUGAUUACCGAGUCUACAGAUGCCAUGAUGGAGACCUUGGAUGAAGCCUUGAAUUGAUCACAUCUAUACUGAAAGCUUGUGCUUCUCCAUAUUCCUAGAAGAUACUUGGUAAUCUAAGCCAGAAUUCCAAAGCUAUGGAAUGCCGCCUGGCAGGGCUCCUCUUCACCUCCAAGUUUGACUCUGGCAACUUGGCGCGGGUCGAGCGGGUCGGUCCUGAUGAUGAUGAGGAUGGGACCGGGCACCGAGUCGGGGAUGCCAACGCUGCCCCAGACUACGAAUUCAAUCUCUGGACUAAUCCAGACUGCGGAGGAACUGAGUUUGAAAAUGGAAACAGGACCUGGUUUCACUUUGCAGUGAAGGGAUGCCCGAUGAACAAGCUGAUCAGGUUUAACAUCAUGAACAUGAACAAACAAGGGAAGCUGUAUAGCCAAGGGUUAGCGCCGGUCGUCAAGGUCCUACCACAGAAACCCAAGUGGGAACGCAUCAGGGACAGGCCCUCUCAUGAGACCGUGGACGGUCAGUUCAUCCUGUCCUUUACCUAUCGCUUUGAGUACCGCUUCUCGACGGUCUACUUUGCGUUCUGCUACCCGUUCUCUUACAUGGAGUACCAGGAGAAGCUCACCGAACUAGACAACAAAUUCAGCAGCAGGAAAUAUGAUUCAGGCUGCCCAAACAGUGCAAUCUACUAUCACCGUGAGCUGCUAUGUCACUCCUUAGACAAGCUACGAGUUGACCUUAUAACUAUCUCAUCUUGCCAUGGAAUAACCAAUGAGAGAGAACCAAGACUUCAUAGACUCUUCCCUGAUACGUCUGUAGAGAGGGCUCGGAAAUUCAAAGGAAAGCGGGUAUAUUUCUUGAGUAGCCGUGUCCAUCCGGGCGAGACUCCAGCAAGUUUUGUCUUCAAUGGAUUCUUUGAUUUCAUCCUACGCUCGAAGGACGAAAGGGCCAUCCAACUCCGGAAGCAGUUUGUCUUCAAGCUCAUCCCUCUCCUCAACCCCGAUGGUGUGCAGCGAGGCUACUACCGUACCGACCAACGUGGUGUCAACCUCAACCGGGUCUAUCUGAACCCAGACCCUGAUCUCCAUCCGUCUAUCUUCGCUGCCAAGAGCGUUGUUCUGCAUCAUCAUGUGCAUUCCAGAGUGAUGAGGUCAUCGGUUGACCCGACACCGGGUUCGGGGAAUCCCCCUGACAGCGGGGAAGUCCCUGAUAGUCAUGGGGUGGGGUUGAAUGAACGGACACAGGAGCCUGGAAAUGGGGAUUGCGGGACAGAGGUAAGGGCAGAACUUGGCAAAGAUCAGUUCAUCAUCGAGAAGAAAGGCGAAGGGACUAAUGCAAUUCUCGUUGUGCACCGUGGUGGCAAAAACAGAAGUUCACCUCUUCUGUCCAAUAGUGAAGCGAAUAGACAUUUUCCCACUGAAGAGGGAUUAAACUCAUACAUUGAUGCAUCAGAACCAAGUAGUGAUCUUAUGUUCUUGCCAAACAGUACCUCCCUUGCUAACAAAGGGGUUCCGAGGGAUGACGCAUCUGUGUACGACUCCGACGUCGAAAGUGACAUCGGCAUGAAAGCACAAACUCCUCUACCCAGCAAUCAAUCUAAUAACAAUGCACAAAAAGCGAUUCCCUGUGGUGACACUGAUCCCAUAUCGAUCCCAUCGGAAGAAAGUGGUGUGGCAUUCUAUGUGGAUCUCCAUGGCCACGCCUCAAAGAGAGGCUGCUUCAUCUACGGCAACUUCCACGAGGACGAGGACAGGCAGACCGAGAACCUUCUCUUCCCCAAGCUGAUCGCGAUGAACUCCGCGCACUUUGAUUUUGACGGUUGUAACUUCACAGAGAAGAACAUGUACACAAAGGACAGAAGGGAUGGCAUGUCGAAGGAGGGGAGUGGCCGAGUUGGAAUCUACAAAGCAACAGGAAUCAUUCACAGCUACACUUUAGAGUGUAACUACAAUUCUGGGCGAUUUGUGAACUCACUUGCCCCUGCUUCCAAUGACGAUGGAAGGGCCACGCCACCUCCGCUGGCAGGGUACCCACCAAAAUAUGGACCACAGCAUUAUGAAGAGGUUGGCAGAGCAACGGCCAUUGCUGCGCUAGACAUCAAUGAUACAAACCCUUGGUCUCGGUUAGCAGGUACAGAGAAUGGAAGCGUUCACGGUGUAAGGGCAUGGGUUCAACGCUACUUGCGGAGCAUGCGCGGGGCUCCCUCACUGCCAAAGAAAAUGUCGAGGGUUGCUUCCAAAACAUCCAGUCUUGUUGCAACGGUAAUGACUCCUCCAAAGCCUAACACCAGAACGGGUCUCCUCCAGUCUGGCAACACCGGCGGCAACAUUGCAGGCAGCAGCAAUGUGGCAGGCAAUUCCAAUGCACAACCAAAUACAAGCAACAGCCCAAAGAGAAAUAUACAUUCCAAACCACUCGGACCAGUAAGAGAAACAAGAGCAUCGAUGGAAAGAAGAAAACACCUGGCGACCCUUCAAGGGACCGGUCUUUCUACAUCCUCCGCAUCCUCUGCUGCCUCUACAGCCACCACCACAACCAUGGGUGUGGCUUCCACCCUACCGUCAGGGGGCAAAAACUACACCAUCCCCCUCCCCCUGACCCACCACAAACAGACGCCCCCUUCCACCACCCGAUCCCACAGGGCGGGGCCGACGUGGGCGCAGAAGAAGAUCAAGUCCGACUCGGUGCUGGGGAAGAAUGCGGGCGAGUCCGCUGGGCAGAAGGAAUCGAGCAGCCAGCUCUCGCCGCGGACCCUGCUGUCAAAGUCGACCAACAAUUUGGGUGCGUUCACCCGCCACGGAGGCCACCUUGCGUCGAGCACGCUGCCCUCUGUUGUUACAGAACUGUUGAACUCUGUCAUGAUCAAUGCGCUGGAGGGGUCCAAAGAACUCGGCAAGGAGGAGUCAUCUGGGUUCUCAACAGCAUCGGUUGCUCAGCAGAGAACAGCUAUGUAUGUCAAGAACCAUGGGAGCACAAUGCUAUCACCCGCUACAUCUGAUGCUGUACAUACAGUCAAUUUGGAGUUUCCUCCCACGGCACCAUCUGCCCUGUCACCAAAGAGUCACCAGUCUUUGUUUCCGAGGCAUCACAUGACAAUAGACCUUGGGGCAUCAUCAUCGUCAUCACAACCUUUACAACAUCAUGGCAACAUCCAUGUAGAGGGGGAGAGGAGUGACCUCAAGGCUUUAGGGAGUCUUUGCUUGCAUGAAGAAAGUCACCAAGACUCUGCCGACAAGGCUAAAAAGAGAAGGAAGAAGGGGAAUGGACCGAAGCGACGUAGCAUCUCUCACAGUCCUAGCCGUAAGUCCCAGAAGAAUUCCCACCGGGCCCUGACCAAGGGAGGCAAGCACAGUGAGACGUCGGACAGCGACCCAGAGAGAUUGAUGAACCGCAGACAGGAAAGGACAAGGCAGAGGUCAAUUACCAGUAGCCUGUCAGAUCCCACCCCUAAUGAUUUGCAUCCAAUGUCAGAACAUACUUCUCAUUUUGCAUCUAACGUUGAACGCCAGAGAGCCAACACACCAAAGAGGAGUCUCUCGAUCGGCAGUAUCCGAGAACCUCCCUACAUUAAAUCCAAGGUGAACAACGCAAUCAAGAAAUCAAACUCUUUCAGCUCAGGACGGAGAGAUUCUAAUGUUUCUUACCAAGUGGUUGAACUGAACGAGUUGUUAAACCGGAAGCAGCCUCAGAAAACGCCCAUCCCGGUGAAGAAAAUAGGCUUCUGGGUAGACUUCUAGCUCACUACUCUUUCUUCAAACAUUUUCAUCAUUUUGUUUCAUGGAUGACUAGCUGGAAAAGUAUCUGACCAAUGGACAAAGCUCUAAGACCCCUGUUGCACGGGAUAUCCUACCCGGGACUUGUCUCGGCGGGGGGGGGGGCCGAGACUUGUUUCCAAAAAGUUGACCUAAACUUUUGACCCCCUAUUACACAAAAAUCGUAACGAGUCUUGGGGCGCCCCGAGACAGCUUUCUGUGCAUUUACACUGAUACCAAAGCUGUCCGAGAUAGGUUUGGCAGAGCGCGCUGUGUUUGUUGUUUGGAUAAUCGUUUCACAUGUAGCGCAUCAUAUGAACCUGUCUCGAACCAGUCUCGGGCAAGUUUGUGUUUAUACCAAAUCCAAAGCAAUCUCCGGGUGCCCGAGACCUAUCUCAGAACACAUCGCGAGGUGGUCCGAGAUAGGUUUGCUCAGGAGAGGUCAGGUAGGCUUGUACGUUUACACCCGAUUUGAAAUCUGUCCGAGACUCAUCUCGGGGUGCCCCGAUUGACAUCUUCCACCAAAGACAUACUAUAUGUUAGAGCAUAAACAAUCUCUAACCUUAGAGCUUUGUCCAUUGGUGGGAUACUUUUCUACAAAAUUAUGAAUAUCAUUUGUAAUGAUGCCUCUAUUCAAAUGGAAUAUUGUUUUCUAUUUAUGAAAAAAUAGCGAUCAUGGUAAACGUUAUAACCUCACGGAAAGAAAGUUUCAUUUAUAUAUAUAUCUCUAAAAUAUGUCAAGAUUGGAGUUUUGUCUUGGGCUGAUGAUACAUGUACAGGUAUUUUAUGUAGUUUUACUAAUUUUACCCUAUCAAUAAUCUAACCCUUCAUGUUCGACUUAUCAGUACUGUAGAAUGCCUUUUAAUGAACACUAUGAAUAUUCACAUGGAAAUACACACAAUUUGAAAUACAUGUAUAUCUUUCUGUAAUACCAAAGUUGGAAACUAAUCAAUUAUACUACCAUUCUUUCCAUUUUCUUUUUACAUUAAAACUACAUUGUAUUGUACUUACAUACUGCUGUAGGUUAUAAGUACUCAUUUGGUAUCUUGCUUACCUUUUUAAUGUGAGGGAAAUAUGCCUGUACUAUCACCUGCAUUCCAUCAUUCCAACAGUGUUCUAUUUUAUUGAUGAUAUUGGGGUAUUUGUCCACAGUAACAGAUUACCAUGUUUACAGAACAACAUGGCCCUGUCUUAGAAAGAGUUACGAUUGAUCCAAUCAAUCAUCACUUUAAAUCAAUAAAUUUAUGAAAAUUCAUUAUAUCUAGAAUUUUUUUAACAAACAUGUAUUUUUAGAUGUGGGCACUGCUGGCUUUCCGUAGUUGAGUUUGAUCAGAUCAAUCACAACUCUUUGUAAGAUGGGGCCCGUUUCU